This is a messenger RNA of Scylla paramamosain (green mud crab), 1166 nucleotides long. RefSeq names its product fibrocystin-L-like. The transcript has 7 exons. The record is from RefSeq and is a predicted model, not a curated record. Lineage: Eukaryota; Metazoa; Arthropoda; Malacostraca; Decapoda; Portunidae. The coding region runs from base 1 to 912 and encodes 303 amino acids.
AUGGGUGGUUCGUACAUCCGCGGGUGCUCCAUCCACCACACCUACAACCGCGCAGUGACAAUGCACGCAACAAACAACCUGCUGGUGGAGCAUAAUGUGGCGUACAACAACAUGGGUCACGCUAUCUUCACAGAGGAUGGGGUGGAGCAGAACAGUGUGGUGCAGUACAACCUUGCAGUCUACACCAGGACCUCCUCUUCCCUUCUUAAUGUGGAUGUGACAUGCUCCUCAUUCUGGGUGGUGAACCCAAACAACAUUUUCCGUCACAAUGCAGCUGCCAGUGGAACACAUUUUGGUUACUGGUACAGGCUGGACCACCACCCCUCAGGCCCAUCCACCACCAACAUCUACUGCCAGAACACUGAACAGAUGGGACUCUUCUUCAAUAACACUGCACAUUCCAUGGGAAGGUAUGGUCUGUGGGUGUUCUCCAAUCCAGGAUAUCACCCAAAGUCCGACAUCUGUGGAAGCAGGGACGUGGUGGCCAAGUGGGAAAGCUUCACCGCGUGGCACUGUGAGCGGGGUGCCGAGGCAGUAUCUGGCACUAAGCUGCAGUUCCACAACUUUGUGAUGCUUGAUAACCAACAGGCUGGCAUGGAGAUGGUGUCUGUGAAGGGAGGGUUUGGACAGGAUGACAGCCCUGGCAUCUUCAGUUCCCUGGUGGUGUGUCACUCGGCCCUCAACUCCAGUGCCUGCACCUCAGGAACCAGUGGUAUUGUGGCGCCCAAGACCCAGAUCUUUAGUAUCUCCAAUGUCACAUUUGUUAACUUUGAUGAGGGUGGAAGUGCUGCGCUGUCUGGCUGUUCUCAGUGCAGGAACUACCAGGGAGGCUACAGGGCACAGGUUAAUGGUCUGGCCUUUGAGAAUUCACCCAACAAGAUCAGGUUUCAGUGGGAACACGAGACAAUCUGAAUAGACGCUGAUGGCUCUCUGAUGGGCGAACCGGAGGCGAAUGUUGUUCCCACAAUGGGCAUCUUACCAACUGAUUCCUGCACUCAAGAAGCAGCAUUCUCUGUCACCAAGAAUGUGCCAGGAUCAGUUUGCCGAGGGGCCAUGAAAUUCCUGCGAGUGGCCGUCACCAAUCCGAGCCCUUCCUCACUGCUUGGCAAGGACCUGGUGGUGAGCAACGACUUCGGCGCCACCCACAUCCCUUACUUCAUGCUCCA